Messenger RNA from Drosophila ficusphila, 814 nucleotides. RefSeq names its product N-acetyltransferase 9-like protein. The record is from RefSeq and is a predicted model, not a curated record. The transcript is spliced from 2 exons. Gene Ontology annotation, biological process: protein acetylation. NCBI's taxonomy places the organism in Eukaryota, Metazoa, Arthropoda, Insecta, Diptera, Drosophilidae. The coding region runs from base 146 to 739 and encodes 197 amino acids. Gene Ontology annotation, molecular function: N-acetyltransferase activity.
CCAGGAAGAGGUUCUUGGGUUUCCCCUUCUUAACCUGAACGGCAUAUGCUACGGAAACAGUCCAGCUGGACGAUGUAAACAAACUCCAACAACAACAAAAAUUUCUGGACAGCAACAUCUGUUCCAAAUCAACGUUGUUUUCGGAAUGCAUCUAAACGAGAACACCAAAAUUUUAGGCCGCAGGAUUCUGUUAGUGCCCUACGAGGCCCGGCACGUUCCCAAGUACCACGAGUGGAUGGGCAGCGAGACUCUGAGGCAGCUGACCGCCUCCGAGGAACUGACCUUGGACGAGGAGUACGAAAUGCAGAGGAGUUGGCGGGAGGACGCCGACAAGCUCACCUUCAUUGUUCUGAACGCGGAGCUCUAUGAGCGGGAGCAGGACGAAAUAGCCGCGAUGGUCGGCGACACUAAUCUCUUUCUGCACCGAGAUCCAGAUAGCAAUCUCCUGGUGGGGGAGGCGGAGAUUAUGAUUGCCGAGCCCGACGCGAGGGGCAAGGGAUUUGGUCGGGAAGCCAUGCUCCUCAUGCUUAAAUAUGCCCAGUCCCAGCUAAACUUGGAUAAGUUCGAAGUGAAGAUCGACAUGGACAACAUCACUUCUCUCCAUUUAUUUGAGACUUUCCAGUUCGUGGAGACGCGUCGAGUAGAAGUGUUUCACGAGGUAACCCUGGAACGACCCAUCACACCAGAUUGGGUCAGCUGGCUCAACCAACAGGUGGAUCUGCGAAUCGAGAGUUUUUAGGGUAUCUUUCGCUAGGUUGGCUGAACUGUAAUUGGCACUAAAAUAAUAAAUUUGUAUACUAUGGUCCAAUAGCAA